GUGCACCGGGUGCUGGGAUUAAACCCUUUGCGUUGCAGCAUGGAGAGUCUUUUGUUUGAAUUAAACUCAGACUUGCUAUGUCACCUGACAGUCUUGUGGUUUUGGAUGAACAUGGCUCAUUGCUAUUAUUAACCUGCGCUGGCAGCCGGGCACAACAGGAGUUUGUGGGGAUCGUGGAAGGCGGAACCGCUCGCGGGACGAAGAUGCUUCCCAGCUGGCCUCUGCCGGAGUUCGACCCAAGUCAGAUCCGACUGAUUGUGUAUCAGGACUGUGAAAGAAGAGGGCGCAAUGUCUUAUUCGACUCCAGUGCUAAAAGGAAAAUAGAGGAUGUUUCAGUGUCGAAACUCUGCAGUGAUGCUCAGGUGAGGGUUUUCGGGAAAUGUUGCCAGCUGAAGCCUGGAGGAGACAGCUCUUCUUCCCUGGAUAGUUCAAUCAAUUCAUCCUCCUCCUUCUCUGAUGCAAAAGAGCAAUGUCCGAAAUACCAGGGUUCUCGAUGCUCCUCUGAUGCUAAUAUGCUUGGAGAGAUGAUGUUCGGCUCUGUGGCCAUGAGUUACAAGGGCUCCACGUUGAAAAUUCACCAGAUUCGCUCACCUCCUCAGCUCAUGCUCAGCAAGGUUUUCACCGCUCGCACUGGAAGUAGCAUCUAUGGCAGUCUAAACACGCUGCAAGACAGUCUUGAGUUCAUUAAUCAAGACAGCAAUACGUUAAAGCCUGACCACAGUACAAUUAUGAAUGGACUUCUUGGAAAUAUAGUUCACAGCAACCCUAUGGAUAUGCCCGGGAGGGAGCAGAGCGAGGACAGAGACAGCGGUAUAGCGAGAUCUGCAUCUCUUAGCAGUCUGCUCAUCACGCCGUUCCCGUCCCCGGGCUCCUCGUUCAACAAGAGCUGUGCGAGCAGCUACCAGCGGCGCUGGCGGCGCAGCCAGACCACCAGCCUGGAGAACGGCGUCUUCCCUCGAUGGUCCAUGGAUGAAAGCUUUAAUUUGUCAGAUGACAGCUCUGGUCCUAGCCCAGGAAUUGUUAGGAAAAAAAAGAUAGCAAUUGGAGUCAUUUUUUCACUCUCAAGAGAUGAAGAUGAAAAUAACAAAUUUAAUGAAUUCUUCUUCUCGCACUUUCCUCUUUUCGAGAGUCACAUGAACAAACUGAAGAGUGCAAUAGAACAGGCUAUGAAAAUGAGUCGUAGAUCAGCUGAUGCCAGUCAGCGGAGUCUGGCGUAUAACAGGAUUGUUGAUGCCCUUAACGAAUUCAGAACAACUAUUUGCAACCUGUACACGAUGCCGCGGAUUGGGGAACCCGUCUGGCUCACCAUGAUGUCUGGAACACCAGAAAAGAACCAGCUUUGCCAUCGUUUCAUGAAGGAGUUCACCUUCUUGAUGGAAAAUGCGUCGAAAAACCAGUUUCUACCAGCUUUGCUGACCGCGGUCCUCACUAACCACCUGGCCUGGGUCCCUACCGUCAUGCCCAACGGGCAGCCGCCCAUCCGAAUCUUCCUGGAGAAGCAUUCUUCCCAGAGCGUGGACAUGCUGGCCAAGACGCACCCCUACAACCCGCUGUGGGCGCAGCUAGGUGACUUGUACGGGGCUAUUGGAUCACCUGUGAGACUAGCAAAAACAGUUGUGGUUGGCAAAAGGCACGACCUGGUACAGAGGCUGCUCUACUUCCUCACUUACUUCAUCCGGUGCUCGGAGCUCCAGGAGACACAUCUCCUGGAAAACGGGGAGGAUGAAGCCAUUGUCAUGCCUGGGACUGUGAUCACCACCACGCUGGAGAAGGGAGAAGUGGAGGAAUCCGAGUACGUGCUUGUCACAAUGCACAAGAACAGGGGCAACUUGCUGCCGAGCGAGGCUGAGGAGACGAGAGCUCCCAACUGCAGCUGCAAAUACUGCAAAUGCCCCAUCGCCCUCGCCCCGAGCGCGGAAGGUGCCGCCCAGCAGGACAGAGAAGAUGCCCCAAGCACUGCUAAGGUGGAGCUGGAAACGUCCUCGGACGAGAGCAGGACGGCUGGUUCCAGUGACUGCCAGGAAGACGCUCUUGAUGUUCAGCAAGCGAGAAGCUGCCUGGAACCUAAACUGGAGACCGUAGUGUGCACGGGGUCAGCGUCGCCGGAGCAGCGCGUGAAGCUGCCUCCAGACAAGCUCUGCUGCGGUGCCUGUCCCGGCGCCGCCGCCGCGGCGCAGACAAAGGUGACCUUCCUCAUCGGAGACUCCAUGUCGCCCGACUCGGACAUCGAGCUCCGGAGCCAGGCGGUGGCGGAGCAGAUCGCGCGGCACCACGGGCAGCCGGCCCCGGAGGAGGCAGCGCCUGCGGAGCCGAGCUGCGAGGCUGAGCACGCUGUGGAGGACCAAAACGGGGCCCGUGGGACGGCCCAAGCCUUUCCUCAAGUUGCUAGUGAGCAUCAGAGCUGGAAUCCGAAUCCAUACGGUGCUGAGAGCAUGAGUCUGUUUGAUGAAUAUUUUACUGAUGACAGUUCCAUUGAAACCCGGACUAUUGAUGAUAUCCCAGGGCAAGCAGCUGCAGACCUGCUCACUCACAGCAAUAGCUCAGACUUUUCUAAAAAGCUGUGCCCAAAGGCUAGCAAACCACCCAGUGAAUUCUGUAAGUUUAUGGACUCCGUUCGACAGGAGACCUACAAAAACUGCUUUGAUGAGCAGGACCAAAGAGACAAAAUCUCUAUUCGUGUCCCCCAUGGGGAUAGAGAAAACGUAGAGAAAAAAGUCGCCCCAGGAAUUGAUUGGGACAUUCCGAGAAACGAGAGCUCCGAUAGCGCCCUGGGCGACAGCGAGAGUGAGGACACGGGUCACGAUCUAACUAGAGCAAGCGGGAACUACUAUGGAGGGGAGCAGGAGGACUGGGCAGAGGAGUAUGAGAUCCCUUUCCCCGGGUCAAAAUUGGUUGAAAUGAACUCUGUCCAGCCCAGUAUUGCCAAUUUUGGAAGAUCCUUACUAGGCGGCUACUGCUCAUCUUAUGUUCCUGACUUUGUUUUGCAAGGAAUAGGAAGUGAUGAGAAGCUGAGACACUGUUUGGUGUCAGAUCUGUCACACGCUGUGCAGCAUCCUGUUCUGGAUGAACCCAUCGCCGAAGCCGUCUGCAUUAUUGCAGACACGGACAAAUGGACUGUGCAAGUGGCCAGUAGCCAGCGGCGGAUGAUUGAGAACAAGCUGGGGAAGGAGGUAUUGGUCUCCAGCCUCGUCUCCAACCUGCUCCAUUCCACUCUUCAGCUUUACAAGCAUAAUCUAUCUCCGAACUUUUGCGUGAUGCACCUGGAGGCCCGGCUGCAGGAGCUGUACUUCAAGAGCAAGAUGCUGUCCGAGUACCUCAAGGGCCAGAUGCGGGUGCACGUGAAGGAGCUGGGCGUCGUGCUGGGGAUCGAGUCGAGCGACCUGCCCUUGCUGGCGGCCGUGGCGAGCACCCACUCGCCCUACGUGGCCCAGAUCCUGCUGUGA
Molecule: messenger RNA, 3443 nt
Organism: Tinamus guttatus (white-throated tinamou)
Lineage: Eukaryota; Metazoa; Chordata; Aves; Tinamiformes; Tinamidae
Gene: FNIP1
Product: folliculin interacting protein 1
Cellular component (GO): cytoplasm
Molecular function (GO): protein-folding chaperone binding; ATPase inhibitor activity
Source: RefSeq, a predicted model, not a curated record